This is a messenger RNA of Alosa sapidissima (American shad), 2133 nucleotides long. It is a transcript of the gene cabp5b, whose product is annotated as calcium binding protein 5b. Gene Ontology annotation, molecular function: calcium ion binding. The record is from RefSeq and is a predicted model, not a curated record. NCBI's taxonomy places the organism in Eukaryota, Metazoa, Chordata, Actinopteri, Clupeiformes, Clupeidae. The transcript is spliced from 6 exons. The coding region runs from base 763 to 1272 and encodes 169 amino acids.
GAAGGAGCUGUGCAGACGUUAUUCCACCAGGAGAGGGCGCUCAGGAGCACAGACGUUAUUCCACCAGGAGAGGAGCACAGACGUUAUUCCACCAGGAGAGGGCGCUCAGGAGCACAGACGUUAUUCCACCAGGAGAGGAGCACAGACGUUAUUCCACCAGGAGAGGGCGCUCAGGAGCACAGACAUUAUUCCACCAGGAGAGGGCGCUCAGGAGCACAAACGUUAUUCCACCAGAAGAGGAGCACAGACGUUAUUCCACCAGGAGAGGGCGCUCAGGAGCACAGACGUUAUUCCACCAGGAGAGGAGCACAGACGUUAUUCCACCAGGAGAGGGCGCUCAGGAGCACAGACGUUAUUCCACCAGGAGAGGAGCACAGACGUUAUUCCACCAGGAGAGGGCGCUCAGGAGCACAGACAUUAUUCCACCAGGAGAGGGCGCUCAGGAGCACAAACGUUAUUCCACCAGAAGAGGAGCACAGACGUUAUUCCACCAGGAGAGGGCGCUCAGGAGCACAGACGUUAUUCCACCAGGAGAGGAGCACAGACGUUAUUCCACCAGGAGAGGGCGCUCAGGAGCACAGACGUUAUUCCACCAGGAGAGGAGCACAGACGUUAUUCCACCAGGAGAGGGCGCUCAGGAGCACAGACGUUAUUCCACCAGGAGAGGGCGCUCAGGAGCACAGACAUUAUUCCACCAGGAGAGGGCGCUCAGGAGCACAGACGUUAUUCCACCAGGAGAGGGCACUCAGGAGCACCAGCACCAUGAGUCAGGGCCACGCCUGCAUCUUCCUCAAAGGAGCCAAAAACACUGAACGCAAGCUAGCUGAUGAUGAAAUAGAAGAGCUACGUGAGGCAUUUGAGGAGUUCGAUAAGGACCGGGAUGGACUCAUCAGCUGUAAGGACCUGGGGAACCUCAUGAGGACCAUGGGCUAUAUGCCCACAGAGAUGGAACUCAUAGAACUCGGCCAGAACAUCAACAUGAACCUUGGGGGAAGUGUGGACUUUGAGGACUUUGUGGAGUUGAUGGCCCCCAAACUGCUGGCUGAGACAGCGGGAAUGAUCGGCCUCAAGGAGCUUAAGGACGCCUUCAGAGAGUUUGACAUAGAUGGGGACGGCUCCAUCACCACAGAGGAACUCCGUCACGCCAUGAUGAAGCUGCUCGGGGAGACGACGAGUGCACGCGAGAUCGAAAACGUCAUCCGGGAGGCCGACAACAACGGGGACGGAACUGUCGACUUUGAGGAGUUUGUCAAGAUGAUGAUGUCUAAAUGAGGACUGAAAACAGAACAUCCAUGCACACACACACAAUGAGGUCUAAAUGAGGACUGAAAAGAGAAGACACACACACACACGCACACAUACACAAGCGCACACAUACAAAUAAGCGCACACACACACACACUGUUGUCGGAGGGUGAAUAUCCACCCUGGCCAGAGAGAAGCAACACGCAUGGACACACUGUUGUGUGUCCACCCUGACCAGAGAGACCAACAUGACUGGGACAUGACCACCCUGACCAGAGACCAGUGUGACUGGGACAUGACCACCUUGGAGACCAACAUGACUGGGACAUGACCACCCUGACCAGAGAGACCAACAUGACUGGGACAUGACCACCCUGAUCAGAGAGACCAACAUGACUGGGACAUGACCACCCAGAUCAGAGAGACCAACAUGACUGGGACAUGACCACCCUGGAGACCAACAUGACUGGGACAUGACCACCCUGACCAGAGAGACCAACAUGACUGGGACAUGACCACCCUGAUCAGAGAGACCAACAUGACUGGGACAUGACCACCCUGACCAGAGAGACCAACAUGACUGACUGGGACAUGACUAAAUACUUUGCUUUUGAUCUAUUUAUGGAAGACUUGUACUCCAAAAUACCAUCCUGUGAUCUCUGCCAUUGAGAGCUACAGUAGCAUACAAAUGGCAUCUCAUUGAGAGCUACAGUUACAAAUGGCAUCUCAUUGUGUUAGUGUUUGGUAGCCCAGCUCACUAUGCUAGUGUGCUGGCUUCAUAAAACAAACAUUUGGCCCUGUUCCAUAUCAGCAGCUAUAGGAAGCAAGUUUGUAUUAGGGACAGAUGAGUAUUCAGCCAAUUUUAUUUCAAAUGAAACUUCACUUGUA